Molecule: messenger RNA, 1606 nt
Organism: Hibiscus syriacus
Lineage: Eukaryota; Viridiplantae; Streptophyta; Magnoliopsida; Malvales; Malvaceae
Product: ethylene-responsive transcription factor RAP2-7-like
Exons: 11
Biological process (GO): regulation of DNA-templated transcription
Molecular function (GO): DNA-binding transcription factor activity; DNA binding
Source: RefSeq, a predicted model, not a curated record
UGUCCGGAAAAGAGAAAAUGUUUAUAUAUUCCGCUGCAGCUUGAUAAAAAUGUAGUCUCAUAGUCUGUACUCUGUAAUGUUUCUUUCAUACGUUCCAUCGCAUUCUCUCUCUAUUCUUUCUUGUGGAUGCAGUUAGUCGGCGAUAAUCUAUUUCUGUUAUAAACUGAUUGCCGAGUAAUUCAAUAAUGGCAGCAUCAUUUUGAACUUCCUUUGCUUCCUUACGCUGCCGUUUUCCCUUCUUCCAUCUCCUCCUUUUCCUCGGUCAAUCGGAAGCGAACCCAAGUUUUUUGUUUAUAUAUAUAUAUUUUAAUAUUCAAAACUCCUUUUUUUUCUGGGAGCUCGGAGUUAGAUUUGUGAUCGAAUCGGUUACUGCCAAUUUUGCGACUAAAAGCUCAAUUCGACAAGAAGUUGAGACGAAAUGCUAGAUCUCAAUGUCGCGUCGACUGAGUCGACUCAAGAAUCCUACUCUGUGCUUUUCUUUACUGAUAAGCUCAAUGAAUGUCCUGGAAACCAAAUGGACGAAUCCGAUACCUCGAAUUCGUCCAUCGUAAACGAUGAUAAUGAGUCUUGUUCCACACGCUGCAAGGGAGACGCGUUCACUCUAAGCUUCGACAUACUCAAAGUCGGGAGUGGAGGAAGCGAGUACGAAAACGACGGCGCACCGCUGGUGGUUACUAAGGAGCUAUUUCCGGUGAAGGGAGAUGGAGCUGGUUUCCGAAGUCUCGAAGGGCAAAGUUCGGGAAACGGUAGUAACUACAAAAAUUGGGCCGAUCUGUCGUUCGAGGGAAAAGAAGUUGGUCACCCGCAGGUGAUACAACAACAGCAACAACAACCGUCACAGACGACGGUGAAGAAAAGCCGUAGAGGACCUCGCUCUCGUAGUUCACAGUAUCGAGGAGUUACUUUCUACAGAAGAACUGGAAGAUGGGAAUCUCAUAUCUGGGAUUGCGGGAAACAAGUAUAUUUGGGUGGAUUUGACACUGCUCAUGCUGCAGCUAGAGCCUAUGAUCGGGCGGCUAUUAAAUUCCGAGGGGUUGAUGCUGAUAUAAAUUUCAACCUUGGUGAUUAUGAAGACGAUUUGAAACAGACGAAGAAUUUGACAAAGGAAGAAUUUGUGCACAUACUUAGGCGGCAGAGUACUGGCUUUUCGAGGGGGAGCUCAAAAUAUCGAGGAGUGACUCUGCACAAAUGUGGCCGGUGGGAAGCUCGGAUGGGGCAAUUCCUUGGCAAAAAGUAUAUUUAUCUUGGGCUAUUCAACAGUGAAGUAGAAGCUGCAAGGGCCUAUGACAUGGCAGCUAUCAAAUGUAAUGGAAGGGAAGCAGUCACCAACUUUGAGCCGAGUUCAUAUGAAGGGGAUAUGAUCUUUGAUACCAGUAAGGAAGGCAAUACUCACAACCUUGAUUUGAACCUGGGGAUAUCUCCACCUGUUGGGAACGAGUCCAUAGAAAAUGAGGGGCAUUCCAAUUUUUGUUCUGGCUCUAUUGACAUAAAUGGCAGGAAGAGUUUGAGGGCGGCAAACGCUACUGUGGCAACAGUGGGUCCAGCUCACAAAGGGCUAGCGGGGACUUCAGAUAAGCCAUUUUUUUGGAAUAAUCAGGAAGAGCAA